AUGGAGGAGUUGAGGGACAGUCGGCCCAAUAUGUCAAGACCUCUGAUCACUAGAUCCCCUGCAUCUCCAUUGAACAAUCAAGGCAUCCCCACUCCAGCACAGCUCACAAAAUCCAACGCACCAGUUCACAUUGAUGUGGGUGGGCACAUGUAUACCAGCAGCUUGGCCACGCUUACAAAAUACCCCGAUUCCAGAAUUGGCCGGCUUUUUGAUGGCACGGAGCCCAUUGUCCUCGACAGUCUCAAGCAGCAUUAUUUCAUCGACAGAGAUGGGCAGAUGUUCAGAUAUAUCUUGAAUUUCUUAAGGACAUCAAAACUCCUCAUUCCUGAUGAUUUCAAGGACUACAGCUUGUUAUAUGAAGAAGCAAAGUAUUUCCAGCUUCAGCCCAUGCUAGGAGAGAUGGAACGGUGGAAACAGGACCGGGAGAGUGGCCGCUUCUCCAAGUCUUGCGAGUGCCUGGUGGUGCGAGUUGCGCCAGAUCUCGGCGAGAGGAUUACACUGAGUGGAGAUAAGUCCUUGAUAGAGGAGGUGUUCCCAGAGAUUGGUGAUGUGAUGUGCAAUUCUGUCAACGCCGGCUGGAACCACGACUCUACGCAUGUCAUCCGAUUCCCACUGAAUGGAUACUGUCACCUCAACUCAGUUCAGGUACUUGAGAGGUUACAGCAAAGAGGGUUUGAGAUUGUUGGCUCAUGUGGAGGUGGGGUGGACUCUUCCCAAUUCAGUGAAUACGUACUGAGACGAGAACUCAGAAGGACAUCUCGUGCACCCUCUGUCAUUCGAAUAAAGCAAGAGCCUCUGGACUAAAAUGGACAUGUUUCUUUAUGCAAAAAAAAAAAAAAAAGAAAACAAAGAGAAAAAAAAAAGGGGGACAGUUCAUGUGCAGUUUGGACUCCAAACAAGUCCUGGAACUAAAAUUGAAUAAAAGACACAUUUAUAUCAAAUA
Molecule: messenger RNA, 943 nt
Organism: Cinclus cinclus
Lineage: Eukaryota; Metazoa; Chordata; Aves; Passeriformes; Cinclidae
Gene: KCTD1
Product: potassium channel tetramerization domain containing 1
Exons: 5
Coding region: 1-804 (267 amino acids)
Biological process (GO): negative regulation of DNA-templated transcription; protein homooligomerization
Cellular component (GO): nucleus
Molecular function (GO): transcription factor binding; transcription corepressor activity
Source: RefSeq, a predicted model, not a curated record